ACUAUGUAUUCCUGGGAGGGGCUAUCAGGACCAUCUGAGGGUCUGGAGUGGAACUUGGAGCCCAGAUCUACCUAAGCAAGGUCCGGGUGGCACCACCUUGCAGUGCAAGGGACGUUCCCGGGAGCCCCCAAGGUCUAGUUGAAUUGGGGCCAAUAGGCUCCUCUGCUACACAGCAUGGGCUCUGGCCAUGGAUGUGCCCAGGGAACUCCACCAGGCAGUAGUGGGUGCAGGCGGGAGCCAGAGUUGGCGAGUCUGGGGACAUCCCACUCUUGGCAGAGAAAGGGCUGAGGCCUGAGACUGUGGAAAGUUGAGUGGUUGGGGGCUUCCUGAAGGGCAGAAAGCCCUAAAUUAGAGACAACUUGGGUUCCAGGGCCUGCUCUACUUCCAACUGGCUCUAUGACCUUGUGCAAGUCCUUUCUCUUCUCAGGGUCUAGGAGGAUUCUUCUAGAUGAACUGAUAACCUCUUCCUUUCCCCACCUUCUCUUAUCUCCCCUACAUAUAGGGUUUCCUACUGUCCCCCACCCCAAACCAGCUUUGACAUUCCAGAAGAAGCCUUGAACUAAGGUUCAAAAGACACAGCCCAUUCCCUAGUUUCUUCCAGGGAAGAAGCUCUGGUCUGGGCUCUAGGUCUUAGGCUGUAGGUCCUGGUAGAGUAUCUGGUCUGGUCAGUUGGAGCCAUCAAAGGGGAAAAGGGCCCUGUGCCUCUGAGAAAGACCUCAGGGGGCUACAUUGUGAUGACCUCACCCACUCUAUGACAUCAUCCUCUCUCCCACCCCCAGUCCUCUCUGGUCAACUGCUCUGCAAACAACCAUCAAUCUGAAUCCCAAAGGCCUGAGAAAGUCUGUUCUCUAGUACCUGCUUCUGAUCUUCUGCCUCAGCCACCAAGAAACACCAUGAAAUUGGAAUUCACUGAGAAAAACUACAACAGCUUCGUGCUGCAGAACUUGAACAAACAGAGGAAACGCAAAGAGUACUGGGACAUGGCCCUCACUGUGGACCAUCAUGUCUUCUUUGCACAUCGCAAUGUACUGGCUGCUGUCUCUCCCCUGGUGAAGAGCCUCAUCUUUAGCAAUGACAUGAAGACCACUGACGAGCUCUUCAUCACCAUUGACCCCAAUUACCUGAGUCCAGCCACAGUGGACCAGCUCCUGGAAUACUUCUACAGUGGCAAGGUGGUGAUCUCUGAGCAGAACGUGGAGGAGCUGCUUCGGGGUGCCCAGUAUUUCAACAUACCACGCCUUCGAAUUCACUGUAACGACUUCCUUAUUAAGUCCAUCUGCCGUGCCAACUGCUUGCGCUAUCUCUUCUUGGCUGAACUGUUUGAGCUCAAAGAGGUAUCAGACUUGGCCUACUCUGGCAUUCGCGACAACUUCCACUUCUGGGUCAGUCCUGAGGGCUCCAUGCACUUCAUGCGCUGCCCACCUGUUAUCUUCGGCCGUCUGCUCCGUGAUGAAAACCUUCAUGUGCUGAAUGAGGACCAGGCCCUCAAUGCACUAAUCAGUUGGGUGUACUUCCGGAAGGAAGAGCGGGAAAAGUAUUUUAAGAAGUUCUUCAAUUACAUCAAUCUCAAUGCUGUCUCCAACAAGAUGCUGAUGUUUGCCAGCAACAAGCUGAUGGGCCUGGAGAACAGCUUAGCCCAGACCACCCUGAUUGAGAGUGUCCUGAUGGAUCGCAAGCAGGAGCGGCCUUGCAGCCUGCUGAGCUACCAGCGGAAAGGGGCCCUGCUUGAUUCCGUGGUCAUCCUUGGUGGCCAAAAGGCCCAUGGCAAGUUCAAUGAUGGCGUAUUUGCCUAUAUCAUCCAGGAGAAUCUGUGGUUGAAGCUCUCAGAGAUGCCCUAUCGAGCAGCAGCUCUUAGUGCCACCACUGCUGGUCGCUACAUCUACAUCUCUGGUGGCACCACAGAGCAGAUUUCAGGGCUGAAGACCGCCUGGCGAUAUGACAUGGAUGACAACUCCUGGACCAAGUUGCCUGACCUGCCCAUUGGGCUUGUCUUCCAUACCAUGGUGACCUGUGGGGGGACAGUUUACUCAGUUGGUGGGAGCAUUGCUCCAAGGCGAUACGUCUCCAACAUUUAUCGGUAUGAUGAACGCAAGGAGGCCUGGUGCUUGGCAGGGAAGAUGAGCAUCCCUAUGGAUGGCACAGCUGUGAUCACCAAGGGUGACCGGAACCUGUACAUUGUCACUGGGCGGUGCUUGGUGAAGGGCUAUAUCUCCCGGGUUGGGGUAGUGGACUGCUUUGACACUAACACUGGUGAAGUGGUCCAGUGUAUAACCUUCCCCAUUGAGUUCAAUCACCGGCCCCUGCUCUCUUUCUAUCAGGACAACAUCCUCUGCGUGCACAGCCACCGGCAGAGUGUGGAAAUCAACCUGCAGAAGAUAAAGGCCAACAAGACAACCACCUCAGUGCCUCUCUUGCCCAACAAUUGUCCCUUGGAUGUGUCCCAUGCUAUAUGCUCCAUUGGAGAUGGCAAGGUGUUUGUGUGUGGGGGUGUCACCACAGCCAGCGAUGUCCAGACAAAGGACUAUACCAUUAAUCCAAAUGCCUACUUGCUAGACCAGAAAACAGGCGAGUGGAAGACCCUGGCCUCCCCACCAGAGGCACUGGACUGUCCUGCCUGCUGUCUAGCCAAGCUACCUUGCAAGAUUCUUCAAAGGAUUUAAACAACUUUCUAAGUGGGAGAAUAAGUAAAUGCAUUAUUAUUCACAAUUUAAUAAGAGACAGAAGAGAGGAA
Messenger RNA from Castor canadensis (American beaver), 2731 nucleotides. The record is from RefSeq and is a predicted model, not a curated record. NCBI's taxonomy places the organism in Eukaryota, Metazoa, Chordata, Mammalia, Rodentia, Castoridae.